Molecule: messenger RNA, 4503 nt
Organism: Patiria miniata (bat star)
Lineage: Eukaryota; Metazoa; Echinodermata; Asteroidea; Valvatida; Asterinidae
Product: tRNA methyltransferase 10 homolog C-like
Exons: 2
Coding region: 185-1609 (474 amino acids)
Biological process (GO): mitochondrial tRNA 5'-end processing; positive regulation of mitochondrial translation
Cellular component (GO): mitochondrion; nucleoplasm; nucleus
Molecular function (GO): tRNA binding
Source: RefSeq, a predicted model, not a curated record
GUUAUGUAAUUUACCGGCGUGACCGGCACAGCUCACGGAACCGGAAGGCGGAACCGACAAAUCGACGCUCUAUUUUCCCUUACAAAUACUGCAUUUUGGUGUCUUUAGUGUCAAAGGACGUGCACCCAGAUGACAUUUGAGCAAGAACAGGUCUGCAACCUCAGUACAGAAUUGUUUACUGCUGAUGGGAAGCAUGCAACACUUGCGAACUCCAGUACAAGCCUUGAGACGAGCUCAGGCAGUCGUGAUCUGUCGCAGCCGCAGGAGCAUCAAACCGUCAACUGAGCUCCUCCAGAUGCUCCCAGAUCUCUAUGAAAUCUACAAGGAGACCCAACCACACCGGGCUGGACAGCGCCGGGGAAGGAAGCUGCACUGGGCACUGCUGCCUCGCAGCUUAGACCUGUCAAGCUGGUGCCACUUCUGCAACCUUAAAGACGGAGCUGUUUCAGCUAGGUACAGCACGCAAGCAGCAACUCUCCCAGACGCACCUGUACUCUCAUCUGAUACAACUCAUGCCACGAGAUUGGGCAAUGUGUCAGCGACAAAUGUGUGUGAGAGAUCUAAACUGAACUGCAUGCAAAACGUGUCAGAGGGUUAUAAAAAUAAGUCCCUCAAUGCACGGCUAUCCCUUGAAGAAGUUCUGACCAGUUUACAAAGCAACCCAGAUGUAAUGUCCGUGCACAGAAUCGGGCAAGUGCAAGGCUUGGGUGAAGAAAUCCAGCGGAGGCAGCUCAAUGGAAAACCAGUUCCAGAUGGUAUAAAUGCCCUCGAUCUUGACCACCUGCUUGGCCUUCAGUCUAAAACCAGCCGAAAGAAAUUCAUCAAUUUCUUGGUCAAGAAGGACAAGUUGAAACGCAGAAAGACAGAAGAGCAAGCAUCGAGACUCAAAUGUAAGGCAUUAGAAUCAAGUGCACUUCAAGAGCCAGAGUUAACUGUUCACAACACUUUUGUUCGCCACGGGCAGGAUGUGGCAGAGGAUGCCGCUAAUGGGUGGAAUCUUGCCAGGAGCUUGAUGUUCGGUCCCCCUAUCGUGUUUGAUCUGAGCUACGACCAUCGCAUGAAUCGACGAGAGAUCAUCAACACUAUCUUGCAACUGAAUCGCGUCCUCAGUGCCAAUAAAACUCUGCGGGACCCCUUCCAUGUCCACUUCACAAGCGUAGCCGGGGAUGGACAUGCAGAACAAGAACUGAAGCGCGUCCACGGCGAGCAUUUCGACAACCUCAUGGUGAGCAUCGCAGAAAUGCCGCCUCAGUGUGUUUUCCCCAACGAGGAACUGGUUUACCUGACAGCCGACUCGCCGAACGUUCUAACAAGCUAUGACCCCAAUAAGAUUUACAUCAUCGGGGGUUUUGUCGACAGGGCUGUCAAGAGUCGGGUGUCCCUCGGCAAGGCGGAGGAGGCAGGCAUCCCCCAUGCCCGACUACCGCUUGACGAGCAUCUCAGGUGGCAUCAGAGCACUAAGAACUUGACGUUAGACCAGAUGAUGGACAUCCUGAGUGAGUUGAGAGCAUCAGGGGACUGGGGUAGGGCUCUGCAGCAUGUGCCAAGUAGAAAACACCUCGGAAGAAAACAUGUCUCCACAAUGGACAUAUGCACACUAACAUCUUAAUUUGAGGACAAGUGCCUUUAAUAUCUAUAGUCAAACUCAACCUGGCCUUGCGCAAAUGUUUGUAACAUGUUGGUCAUUCUAUAAAGUUGGGGUCCAUUACCUCUGAACUUUGUAAUUUGCCAUUCAAGUACAUUGUUCAUUAACUCUUACUUCCCAAAUCAUCCAAAAUUCCUCUUUGCAAAAUGGAGAAUUUUGCAGGAUUGAGGCUAUAUGGCAAAAGUGUGUGGCUGAUUUUAGAGGAUGCACUGUGUCAAGGUCUGAGGCCAGACCUUGUGUUUAUGCUCAGUCAUGCAUACAUUUAGGCCAAGAUUAUAGUACUUGACAUCCUCAGCACUUCUCUAGGAUGUCACUGGCUCUGCCUCAACAUAUGCCAGUGAUUGCUGGAAGAUUUUGCAGGAUUGAGGUAGUGGUCAACCCUCCAAGGACCACAUUCAAUUUUUUACAUGGAGGCAGUUGGAGAAUUUUGCAGGAUUGAGGUUGCAUCCCAGCAACAUUGCCUAGGGAGUGAGGGUUAAGAAUGACUUCAAUCAAUUUUGUUUUGGGGUAGGUCGUUUGCUAUUCAUAAUCACAACAAGAGGAUCACUGCAGAACUGAAAGCAACAGAGUUGUAAAUCAUACAUGUCAGAUGUAGAUGUCAGAUGUAACAGGGACCGGUAUAAACAAGAAGCCCCAAAAUGUAUAGAAUGACCCAUAUCUCCUACAUCUGUAGGACUACCCUGCUAAAUCCAACAGAGUCCAAUGGUUACUUCCUGCUCAAUCCAACAGAAUCCAACUGAGCCUUAUUUUUAGUUGUCUGCUGGAUCCAACAGAGUCCAACUUGGCGUUAUUUACCACUACCCAAUAGAAUCCGACUCUGAAUAUGUAUGUACAUUUUUACAAGGGGUUUACUGCUCAAUCCAACAGGCUCCUGUUGGAUUCAGCAGUGCUAGGGUUAGGAGGAGCCACGGGUCCCAUUCAUUCUCACGUAAGUGAUUGGUUGACCCCAAGUAGGCCAUCAGUCCGGGGGUUUGGUCAGUAUCAAAUCAGGGCAUAAGUUAUUAUAGUGCGCAUGCGCAAGGUAUACCGUCCCUAGAGUGGUAACAAGCAUUUUGAUGGACAUUUUGAGAAAAAGGGUGAUAACACCCAAAGAGCUACCACCGUUGCAAUGCUAUCACAUAUUUUCCAACUCUGAAGGUGCAUACCUUUGCAAAAAUCGCUAUAAUGAUUAUUCCCCUCAUUUGAUACUGGUGGCCAAAAUUUUGGACCGAGGCUGAUGGCCUAAAGGCAACAUGUUCACUAUCUCCAGAAUUCUGUUGUAAAAGAUUUUGUAUUAAGAGGCCAUCAAUUUUUUCAUAAUUUUCACAAGGGUACAAACUGUAUGCUGGGAGGAAGGGUUAGGAGACCGUGUACGUUUUUCAAAAAUAAUUGAAAAUGAUGAUAAUACCUACCUCCUUGAUAAGCAGAGAAAUCAUCAUUUGUUCCUUUUCAGUUUGUACUCUCUAGGAGGGGGAAGGGGUCCAGAAAAAAAGUUGUACAAAAAAAUGGAUGGCCCCUGCCCGCUUAUGAUAGUCAACUGUGUUCCCCAAACUGCAAACAGACGCACGUGUACUACUAAAUUAUGUUUUUCAUUCUCUUUCCCUCAGGAGACUAAAUGUAUCUUUUAAAUUACAUAUUUAAGAACUGAUAUAACACUUGAGUAGUACUUCUAACAUCUACUUGUUAUAAAAAGUGCUGUGCAUUUUUAAAGUAUUUAUUAUUCGAUUAUUCCAGCUUGGACUUUAUGGAAUAUUUGAAACGUUGCUGUUGAAGAUUUACAUGCACAAGCCUUAAAACUGGCUGCUUAUCAGGAUUUACGUGCAUUUGCACUUGUCGAAAAAUUACCAUACCGUUUAUUGAAAUAAUUUAACAAGGCGGUUCUCGAACCGCGUGUCUCGCCUGCUGUCACAAUUAUCUUUAAGAGUGACCUUUGACCUCAGUGUGUGACUAUUGACAUCAUUAGCAUAUGAAGGUUCCCAAUUUGCAUCUGUGGCCUCUUACCCCAAGGUCAUGAAGGUUAUUGUUUGGCUGGUUUUGAUUCAGCUUGAUCAAAUAUUUUUAAAGCAGUGAGAGGUCGAAGUCUCAUGGCAUAGAAAUGUAACGUUAGUGACGGUGGAAUUGCCCCAUACAUGUACACAUUGCAUGCAUAAGUACAGACAUACAUGUACCGGUAGUGAUUGCACAGUCUCUCUUCUGGACAAAGUCCAGGCCAGACUAAAAACUAGAACAUCAUGUAAAUGUACAUGUACAUGUAUGUAUCAAGAAAUGUUUUCAAGGCUGUGAAAUGGCCGAUGUUUGAGAGAUUUUGAAGACGAUUCCCGACGGAAGCUCUCAAAUCAUGUGAACAAGUUGGCAUUUGACAAACAAACAUUGUGCAUGUUAUGUCAUUUCCUCUUGGAGUGGAAUGGAAGAAAGAUUAGAUUCAAAUAUUCAGUAGAUGAUCGAGCAAGUAUAUUUGGCAUAUUUCCAUACAUGUACAUGUACAUGUAGUUAUAGCAUAAACGUUCAUGUAGUCUGUACAGAAAUUUAUAACAAGAGUUCAUUUUUUUUCUUCACUUUUUCUGUCGCACUACCUGGGAUAUAUCACAAUCUGCACAUUCAGAUAUCAUUGUCCUAAAAAUGGUUGUUUUUUUUAGUGUUUCAAUUCAGUGGUCUGGAAAUCUUUCAGAGGUGAUUGGUUGACAUACAUGUACAUGUACUCUCUUCAAAGAUUGAAACUUGAGACUUCAUGUCGAUAAUUUACAGUUAAAUUUUGAUCUACUCAAUUGAAUUAAUUUUACUGUCAAAUGUCUGGUCCCAAGUUUUAAGUUGGUGGGAGUAAAUUUUCACUCAAAUAGAGUGAAGUUUGGUUAUGUUUGCACAAACGCGAGUAAAGACAG